CGUGAGUGGGAGAGUAUUUUAUACAGGUUGGUUCGCUUUUGGCUUUUCAGACCCAAGAUCGCCACCUAACAACUAACACCAAAAGCCGUUAAGACUUAAAAAAACACUCUUGCGAUCGCCGCCCCCAACGGCGGACUUCCCCUAUUCAUCCUCCAUUGAUAUACUCAUAUACCCAUCCUUCCUGCUUCCCUACACCAUUUCUCGAUUCUCUCACUUUCUCUAGACUUCCAGCUUCUUACAAUGGCAUUAGCACCUCACGCCACCUCACUCUCAAAAUCCUUCUUCUCUUCCAAACCCUCAAUAUCGUCAUCAUCAACCACUCCGCUUGUUAACCUACCGAACACCUCCCAUAAAUCUCGUCGGCAGUUCGUUGUUCGCAACUCCGUUACGAUUGCUCAGUCACCGUCCAUUUCGUCGACUAAAUCAUCCACUGUCAAAUCGGUGAAGGCGAGGCAGAUCAUUGACAGCAGGGGAAAUCCGACGGUGGAGGUUGAUCUUGUUACUGAUGAUCUUUACCGAUCAGCUGUCCCUAGUGGAGCAUCCACUGGAAUUUACGAGGCGUUGGAGCUCAGAGACGGUGAUAAGAACGUCUAUGGUGGCAAAGGAGUUCUUAAUGCUGUUAAGAAUAUCAACGAGGUUUUGGGACCGAAGCUCAUCGGUGUUGAUGUCAGGAAUCAAGCUGAUUUUGAUGCCAUCAUGCUAGAGAUCGAUGGAACUCCAAAUAAGUCUAACCUUGGAGCUAAUGCGAUCCUUGGAGUUUCUCUUAGUGUAUGUCGAGCUGGUGCAGGAGCAAAAGGUAUACCUUUGUACAAGCACAUUCAGGAGAUAUCAGGAACGAAAGAGCUUGUUAUGCCAGUUCCAGCAUUCAAUGUCAUUAAUGGAGGCAGCCAUGCUGGAAAUAAUCUAGCAAUGCAAGAAUUCAUGAUACUUCCAGUAGGUGCAUCUUCAUUUGCUGAAGCUCUGCAAAUGGGUAGUGAAGUUUAUCACACACUGAAGGGAAUCAUCAAAGCAAAGUAUGGACAAGAUGCAUGCAAUGUUGGAGAUGAAGGUGGAUUUGCUCCCAAUGUUCAGGAUAACAGGGAAGGACUCGUGUUGCUCAUUGAUGCAAUUGAAAAAGCUGGUUACACCGGAAAGAUUAAAAUAGGGAUGGAUGUUGCUGCUUCUGAGUUCUUAACAAAAGAUGGUAAAUAUGAUCUUGAUUUCAAGAACCAACCCAACAAUGGAGCUCAUGUUCUCACAGCUUCAAAGCUUGGUGAUUUAUAUAGAGAAUUUAUCAGAGAUUUUCCAAUUGUAUCAAUCGAAGACCCCUUUGACCAAGAUGAUUGGACUUCCUGGAGUUCAUUACAGUCUUCAGUUGACAUCCAGAUUGUUGGCGAUGACUUGUUGGUCACAAACCCUAAGAGAAUUGCUCAAGGCAUUCAGAAAAAGGCCUGCAAUUCCCUCCUAUUAAAGGUUAACCAGAUAGGAACAGUGACUGAAUCUAUACAAGCAGCUCUUGACUCAAAAGCUGCUGGAUGGGGUGUGAUGGUUAGUCAUAGGAGUGGUGAAACAGAGGACAACUUCAUUGCAGAUCUUUCGGUUGGAUUGGCUAGUGGACAGAUCAAGACAGGCGCCCCUUGUCGAAGCGAGCGAUUGGCCAAGUAUAACCAGCUUCUGCGCAUUGAAGAGGAACUUGGAAAUGUACGUUAUGCAGGUGAAGCAUUUAGAUCUCCAUGAUCAAGUGGAUAUAAAACAAACAUGUAGUAAAGUAAGUUAAUUCACAAGAGAUAAUUUUUCUUUUUUAUUGUAAACUCAACUAGGCUUUUUACCAGACAUUUAUGAGGUUUGUAUUGCCCAUAGAAGAUUCCAUGAUUGUUUUGAAUAAAGAACAUGUUGUGCAUAUUUUCUACACUUUGUAGCCUGUAAACUAUUGUGUUUGCAUUGUAGUUUAAC
Messenger RNA from Lactuca saligna, 1932 nucleotides. Lineage: Eukaryota; Viridiplantae; Streptophyta; Magnoliopsida; Asterales; Asteraceae. The record is from the annotation of a GenBank genome assembly.